ACUUCUGUGACAAAGGCCUUUUCACUCAUCGAUCUCUAGUUAUGGAGAGUGGAGGGGUGGAUGGUCGUUAAGCUUUGAAGACGAUGAAGGGAAGGGAAAAAAUAGUGGUGGUAGCGUAGCUGGGGUUCGUUUUGCAUGGGACGAGUCUCCUUCUAUUUCCCAUGUCACAGUCAAAAUCACGAGCCCUGUGGUCUCACACGCAUCCUCUCAUACAAUACCCAUUUCACAAGUUUUAGUUUCUCACAUUUUUCUCUCCUCCCCAUCAGCUGCUUCAACCCUCUCGCUCUCUCUCUCUCUCUCUCACUCACUCACACACACACACACACACACACACACACACAGACUGUGUCCCGGUAUAAUAUAUAAACAAUAUUCUUCUACUCUCGAUUUGUUCUUUUCGUGCUCUCUUCCUCGUAGUUGAUCCACACAUCCUGUUUGUUCUGUUUUGGGUACCCUGAUUAAUUAGUUCAAGUUGUGUCUGUGCGAGAGAGAGAGAAGUAGAUAGAGGGAGAGAUAGAUGAGGAACUCCGCAAAUAACGUUAUGACGGAGAUAGAGGCAAGCAAACCACAAGGGAACGAGCUUGUGGUUGCGGGUUUGAGCCCUCUGAGCGAGACCCUGUGGAAGGAGAAGACCAACACAGAGUUGUUUGGGGACGUGUCGGCGAGGCUCACAUGGCAGGACCUCACGGUGAUGGUCACUCUGACGAAUGGGCACACCCAGAAGGUGCUGGAAGGCCUCACCGGCUACGCCGAGCCCGGCAGCCUCACUGCCCUCAUGGGCCCCUCUGGCUCCGGCAAAUCCACCCUCCUUGACGCCCUCUCCAGCCGCCUCGCCUCCAACGCCUUCCUUUCCGGUUCCAUCCUCCUCAAUGGUCGCAAAACCAAACUCUCCUUUGGUACUGCGGCAUACGUGACUCAAGACGACAACUUGAUCGGCACACUGACGGUGAGGGAGACCAUAUCGUAUUCCGCGAGGCUGCGCCUUCCGGAUAAGAUGCCGUGGGAGGAGAAGCGCGCGCUGGUUGAGAGCACAAUCGUUGAAAUGGGUCUUCAGGAUUGUGCGGAUACGAUGAUCGGGAACUGGCACUUGCGGGGGAUCAGUGGAGGGGAGAAGAGGAGGGUCAGCAUCGCUCUCGAAAUCCUCAUGAGGCCCAGACUCCUCUUCCUUGAUGAGCCUACCAGUGGCCUUGAUAGUGCUUCGGCUUUCUUUGUGACUCAGACAUUACGUGGGCUAUCUAGAAGUGGGAGGACUGUGAUAGCCUCAAUUCACCAACCUAGCAGCGAGGUUUUCGAGCUGUUUGAUCGCUUAUACCUGCUUUCGGGAGGCAAGACCGUCUAUUUUGGCCAGGUUUCCGAAGCAUACGAGUUCUUUGCACAAGCUGGCUUCCCCUGCCCUGCUCUGAGAAAUCCAUCUGACCAUUUUCUCAGGUGCAUCAACUCCGACUUUGACAAAGUCAAGGCAACUCUCAAGGGAUCCAUGAAAUUGCGGUUUGACGCAAGUGAUGAUCCACUGGACAAGAUCACCACAGCUGAAGCUAUCCGAACUCUUAUCGAAUUCUAUCGCACUUCUCAGUAUCGCUAUGCAGCCAAAGAAAAAGUUGCGGACAUGUCUAAAGUUAAAGGAACGGUGCUGGAUUCAGGAGGGAGUCAGGCCAGUUUCUUGAUGCAGGCAUUUACCUUGACCAAACGAUCCUUCAUCAACAUGUCAAGGGACUUUGGGUAUUACUGGCUAAGGCUUCUAAUCUACAUUGUGGUAACAGUAUGCAUUGGAACUAUAUAUUUGAACGUGGGCACUGGCUACAAUUCCAUUCUGGCAAGGGGCUCUUGUGCAUCAUUUGUUUUUGGUUUUGUUACUUUCAUGUCGAUUGGUGGGUUUCCUUCGUUUGUGGAAGAUAUGAAGGUUUUCCAAAGAGAGAGGCUGAAUGGACACUACGGGGUAACAGCAUUUGUGAUAAGCAACACAGUAUCUGCAUUGCCAUUCCUGAUAUUGAUCACCUUCAUCUCUGGAACCAUAUGCUAUUUCAUGGUCAACCUCCACCCGGGCUUUCAGCAUUAUGUGUUCUUCGUGCUGUGCCUCUAUGCAAGUGUGACUGUGGUUGAAAGCCUGAUGAUGGCCAUUGCCAGUAUCGUUCCCAACUUCCUCAUGGGCAUCAUCAUUGGCGCUGGAAUCCAGGGAAUAUUCAUGCUGGUUUCAGGAUACUUCAGGCUCCCUAACGACAUCCCAAAGCCUGUGUGGCGUUACCCAAUGUCUUACAUCAGUUUUCACUUUUGGGCUCUGCAGGGACAAUACCAAAACGAUCUGAGGGGCUUGAUGUUCGACAACCAAACGCCGGACCUUCCCAAGAUUCCGGGGGAGUACAUCCUGCAGAACGUCUUCCAAAUUGACGUCAACCGGUCCAAAUGGGUGGAUCUCAGUGUCAUCUUCAGCAUGAUCGUCAUCUACCGUAUCAUCUUCUUCAUCAUGAUCAAGGUGAACGAGGACGUCACCCCCUGGGUCAGAGGCUAUGUCGCCCGGCGGAGAAUGCAACACAGCAGCGGCAGUCAAAACACCAUGGUGGCUCCCGAUGGUGUCACCCUCACCCACUCCCCUUCCCUCAGGGCAUAUGUCGCCAAUCCUGCACCCGGGACUAGCAAGAGGUGAUAGACAAAAGAAGUACACUGUCAUUCAGUUAGUUUCACGAACUGGGUUGAUUUUAGUUUGAUCUCAAUGUUUUGUAAGCAAAUGCUCCUCGCUAGUCGACAAUUGAUGCACUGACCAACUAGGCAACAAUAUAUGAUGCAUACAUCAAUCUAUCAAUGUUUUUACUCCA
Malania oleifera is the source of this 2810-nucleotide messenger RNA. RefSeq names its product ABC transporter G family member 11-like. Gene Ontology annotation, cellular component: membrane. The transcript is spliced from 10 exons. Lineage: Eukaryota; Viridiplantae; Streptophyta; Magnoliopsida; Santalales; Ximeniaceae. Gene Ontology annotation, molecular function: ATP hydrolysis activity; ABC-type transporter activity; ATP binding. Bases 518 to 2641 code for a protein of 707 amino acids. The record is from RefSeq and is a predicted model, not a curated record.